ACGGUGAAAAGUAGUCCCUUCUCGGCGUUUCUGCGCAGGGAUCCGCCGGAGCGGCGCGGCCGAUUGUUAUAUAAGGAGGCGCCGGGCGUGGCGCAGGCAGUUCCGUGGAGGCCGGGAGGUCGGUUGUUCGUCUCCGUGCGCUUCUGUCACAGCCGCUUGACAAUGCAGAUCUUCGUGAAGACUUUGACGGGUAAGACCAUCACCCUGGAGGUGGAGCCCAGUGACACCAUCGAGAACGUCAAGGCGAAGAUCCAGGACAAGGAGGGCAUCCCCCCUGACCAGCAGAGGUUGAUCUUUGCUGGCAAACAGCUGGAAGAUGGGCGCACCCUGUCCGACUACAACAUCCAGAAGGAGUCCACUCUGCACCUGGUCCUUCGCCUCAGGGGGGGCAUGCAGAUCUUCGUGAAGACCUUGACGGGUAAGACCAUCACCCUGGAGGUGGAGCCCAGUGACACCAUCGAGAACGUCAAGGCGAAGAUCCAGGACAAGGAGGGCAUCCCCCCUGACCAGCAGAGGUUGAUCUUUGCCGGCAAACAGCUGGAAGAUGGGCGCACCCUGUCCGACUACAACAUCCAGAAGGAGUCCACUCUGCACCUGGUCCUUCGCCUCAGGGGGGGCAUGCAGAUCUUCGUGAAGACCUUGACGGGUAAGACCAUCACCCUGGAGGUGGAGCCCAGUGACACCAUCGAGAACGUCAAGGCGAAGAUCCAGGACAAGGAGGGCAUCCCCCCUGACCAGCAGAGGUUGAUCUUUGCCGGCAAACAGCUGGAAGAUGGGCGCACCCUGUCCGACUACAACAUCCAGAAGGAGUCCACUCUGCACCUGGUCCUUCGCCUCAGGGGGGGCAUGCAGAUCUUCGUGAAGACUUUGACGGGUAAGACCAUCACCCUGGAGGUGGAGCCCAGUGACACCAUCGAGAACGUCAAGGCGAAGAUCCAGGACAAGGAGGGCAUCCCCCCUGACCAGCAGAGGUUGAUCUUUGCCGGCAAACAGCUGGAAGAUGGGCGCACCCUGUCCGACUACAACAUCCAGAAGGAGUCCACUCUGCACCUGGUCCUUCGCCUCAGGGGGGGCAUGCAGAUCUUCGUGAAGACCUUGACGGGUAAGACCAUCACCCUGGAGGUGGAGCCCAGUGACACCAUCGAGAACGUCAAGGCGAAGAUCCAGGACAAGGAGGGCAUCCCCCCUGACCAGCAGAGGUUGAUCUUUGCUGGCAAACAGCUGGAAGAUGGGCGCACCCUGUCCGACUACAACAUCCAGAAGGAGUCCACUCUGCACCUGGUCCUUCGCCUCAGGGGGGGCAUGCAGAUCUUCGUGAAGACCUUGACGGGUAAGACCAUCACCCUGGAGGUGGAGCCCAGUGACACCAUCGAGAACGUCAAGGCGAAGAUCCAGGACAAGGAGGGCAUCCCCCCUGACCAGCAGAGGUUGAUCUUUGCCGGCAAACAGCUGGAAGAUGGGCGCACCCUGUCCGACUACAACAUCCAGAAGGAGUCCACUCUGCACCUGGUCCUUCGCCUCAGGGGGGGCAUGCAGAUCUUCGUGAAGACUUUGACGGGUAAGACCAUCACCCUGGAGGUGGAGCCCAGUGACACCAUCGAGAACGUCAAGGCGAAGAUCCAGGACAAGGAGGGCAUCCCCCCUGACCAGCAGAGGUUGAUCUUUGCCGGCAAACAGCUGGAAGAUGGGCGCACCCUGUCCGACUACAACAUCCAGAAGGAGUCCACUCUGCACCUGGUCCUUCGCCUCAGGGGGGGCAUGCAGAUCUUCGUGAAGACCUUGACGGGUAAGACCAUCACCCUGGAGGUGGAGCCCAGUGACACCAUCGAGAACGUCAAGGCGAAGAUCCAGGACAAGGAGGGCAUCCCCCCUGACCAGCAGAGGUUGAUCUUUGCUGGCAAACAGCUGGAAGAUGGGCGCACCCUGUCCGACUACAACAUCCAGAAGGAGUCCACUCUGCACCUGGUCCUUCGCCUCAGGGGGGGCAUGCAGAUCUUCGUGAAGACCUUGACGGGUAAGACCAUCACCCUGGAGGUGGAGCCCAGUGACACCAUCGAGAACGUCAAGGCGAAGAUCCAGGACAAGGAGGGCAUCCCCCCUGACCAGCAGAGGUUGAUCUUUGCCGGCAAACAGCUGGAAGAUGGGCGCACCCUGUCCGACUACAACAUCCAGAAGGAGUCCACUCUGCACCUGGUCCUUCGCCUCAGGGGGGGCAUGCAGAUCUUCGUGAAGACCUUGACGGGUAAGACCAUCACCUUGGAGGUGGAGCCCAGUGACACCAUCGAGAAUGUCAAAGGGAAGAUCCAAGAAAAAGAGGGCAUCCCCCCUGACCAGCAGAGGUUGAUCUUUGCUGGCAAACAGCUGGAAGAUGGGCGCACCCUGUCCGACUACAACAUCCAGAAGGAGUCCACUCUGCACUUGGUCCUGCGCUUGAGGGGAGGUGUCUAAUUUCCCCCUUUAAGCUGUUGACAAAAUUCAUUGCACUUUUCUUUCAAUAAAGUUGUUGCAUUCCCAAA
Canis lupus familiaris (dog) is the source of this 2516-nucleotide messenger RNA. RefSeq names its product ubiquitin C (gene UBC). The record is from RefSeq and is a predicted model, not a curated record. Gene Ontology annotation, biological process: modification-dependent protein catabolic process; protein ubiquitination. Bases 163 to 2448 code for a protein of 761 amino acids. The transcript is spliced from 2 exons. Gene Ontology annotation, cellular component: cytoplasm; nucleus. NCBI's taxonomy places the organism in Eukaryota, Metazoa, Chordata, Mammalia, Carnivora, Canidae. Gene Ontology annotation, molecular function: protein tag activity; ubiquitin protein ligase binding.